AUGUCUACGCCCAACAUCAUCAUCAUUGGCGGCGGUGCUGCCGCCAUCUCCAUGGCGCACACCCUCAAAGAGAAACUUGGCUUCAGAAACUUCGAGGCAUGUCUUAUCUACGAGAAGCGAGAAGGCCUUGGAGGUACUUGGAGAGUCAAUACUUACCCAGGAUGCGGCUCCGAUGUCCCCAUACAUCUUUAUUCUUUCAGCUUCAAUCUAAAUCCUGACUGGACUCAAGCACUGGCAGACCAAGAGGAGAUUCUCAGAUAUAUGGAGAACACAGUGGACAAGUUCCAGCUACGCAGCCACUUUCGCUUCAACACCGAGUGUACCGGUGCUGAGUGGGUAGACGGGGCAUGGCACGUCCACUUUGUCAACCCAGUCACUCGAGAAAAGUUCACCAAGCGAUGCACCAUUCUCCUCUCAGCAGUUGGCGGCUUCUCGAUCCCUCGACCGGCUCGAUUUCCUGGCAUGAACAAGUACAAAGGCAGAGUAUUCCACACAGCCGAGUGGGAUCACACCUUUGACUGGACAAACAAAGCCGUGGCUGUAAUCGGGAAUGGCUGUAGCGCUGCCCAGGUGGUGCCCUCGAUCGCACCGGGGGUCAAACGGCUCGUUCAAUACGCCCGCAGCCCCCAGUGGUACCAUCCUCGACCUAACAGGGGGUUCUCUGCCUUUGACAAGUUCUGCUUCCGCUAUUUGCCAUUCUGGCAGAGGUACCACAGGCUUGAUCUCUUUCUCAAGACCGACAGUCUCGCCUCAGUGUACGGGUCCGACGAAAGGCAGAUCAAGAAGCGUCUUGCUGUUGAGGCAGAGGCAAGAAGUUACAUCCGCAGAGAAGCGCCUCGGAAAUACCAUGACUUUAUAUUUCCCGACUUCCCUCUGGGCUGCAAAAGACGAAUCUAUGAUCCCGGCUAUCUGGCGUCUCUGCAUCGUGACAAUGUUGAACUGCUCCCAGAGGGCAUACAAGAGUUCACUGAAAACGGCCUUGUCAGUGAGACGGGCAAGGCGGAAGACUUUGACGCAGUCAUUCUGGCAACCGGCUUUGACGUUCAGUCUUUUCUUGCCCCGAUGACGAUCACUGGCAAGACUGGCGAGGAGCUCCAGGAGCAAUGGUCUAGACGACGCGGUGCUCAAGCAUACAUGGGAACAUUCGUGCACAACAUGCCAAACCUUGCUAUCUUAUUUGGACCAAACACGUUUCCCGCCUUCAACUCUGUCAUCUAUGCCAUCGAAGUGCAGGUGGCUUACAUCACGUCUGUGCUUGUGAAGCCAGUUAUUGACGGAUACGCCGACGUGAUUGAAGUGAAGCAAGAUGCUGAAGAGAGCUUUAUCCAGGACCUGGAUAAGAAGCUUGGCGAGACUGUCUUCUCCGCGGGAUGCAGCAACUGGUACAUCAACAAGGCUGGUCGCAACUCGGCUGCAUGGCCUGGUCUUGCCGUGACCUUCUGGCAAGCCACCUUCUUCCCCAAGUGGAAUCAUUUUCUCAUGACAGGAGGAUCUCCAUUUUGGAUCAUUCGAAGGACAUGGAGGAACUUGAAGAGUAUCUCAUCACGGACAUGGCUGGCCCUCAUCGCCAGCAUCGGGUUGGCAGUGUUUUGGAGUGGUUUAACAACCCCAGAUCCUCUUGAGGAUCUUGUCCGCCUGUUGAAUAGAGGAUAG
This is a messenger RNA of Fusarium keratoplasticum, 1653 nucleotides long. RefSeq lists its product as uncharacterized. The record is from RefSeq and is a predicted model, not a curated record. NCBI's taxonomy places the organism in Eukaryota, Fungi, Ascomycota, Sordariomycetes, Hypocreales, Nectriaceae. The coding region runs from base 1 to 1653 and encodes 550 amino acids. The transcript is spliced from 5 exons.